Hippocampus zosterae (dwarf seahorse) is the source of this 1368-nucleotide messenger RNA. It is a transcript of the gene pecr, whose product is annotated as peroxisomal trans-2-enoyl-CoA reductase. The transcript is spliced from 8 exons. Gene Ontology annotation, cellular component: peroxisome. The record is from RefSeq and is a predicted model, not a curated record. The coding region runs from base 56 to 955 and encodes 299 amino acids. Gene Ontology annotation, biological process: phytol metabolic process. NCBI's taxonomy places the organism in Eukaryota, Metazoa, Chordata, Actinopteri, Syngnathiformes, Syngnathidae. Gene Ontology annotation, molecular function: trans-2-enoyl-CoA reductase (NADPH) activity.
CUGCUACUCGACAGUAGGUGGCGCGGGUUGACUGCCAGGAAAAAAAGACAAAAUCAUGGCUGCGCGCAGCAGUGUCUUUCGACCGGGUUUAUUCCACCAUAAAGUUGCAAUAGUGACCGGUGGAGCGACUGGCAUCGGAAAGGCAAUAUCUACUGAGCUAGUGGAAUUGGGUUGCAGUGUGGUGAUUUCCAGCAGAAAAGCAGAGAAAUUGGAGGCAGCUGCCCAGGAGAUGAGACAAAAAAUUCCAGCUUCCAGCCCCGCAUGUGUCACUCCUCUACCUUGCAACAUCCGUAACGAGGAUGAGGUGAAGGCCCUCGUACGCUCAGUGUUGAAGCAGUAUGGUCGCAUCGACUUUUUGGUGAACAACGGCGGUGGUCAGUUCAGCAGUCCAGCAGAGCACAUGUCUUCGAAAGGAUGGAAAGCUGUGAUCGACACAAACUUGACUGGCACCUUCCACUGUUGCAAGGAGGUGUACACGACAUGGAUGAAGCAACAUGGAGGUGUGAUCGUUAACAUUAUUGCUGACAUGUGGAAAGGCUUUCCGGGCAUGGCCCACACAGGCGCAGCCAGAGCAGCAGUGGAUAACUUAACAAAGAGCCUGGCCAUUGAGUGGGCUGCCUCAGGUGUCCGGGUCAACGCUGUUGCCCCGGGCACAAUUUUCUCUAAAUCGGCAAUGGAGAACUACAAGGAGCUCGGACCAACCCUUUUCAAGAGGUCUGUCCCUUUUAGUCCUGCAAAGAGACUUGGAGUACCAGAAGAGAUUUCAUCUGCAGUUUGUUUCCUGCUCUCUCCUGCCGCCUCCUACAUUUCUGGAGCCACACUGAGGGUUGAUGCAGGGCAGAGUCUGUACCACUCCAUGUGGGAGAUACCCAAUCAUAGUGCGUGGCCCGAAAGUCCAGAUGGGGAGAACCUGGAUGCACUCAAGGACCUACUCAAUCCCCAAAGCAAGCUGUAACUCAUUCGUCCCAUGAUGAUACCACAAAAACAUGUCAUAAUCAAAUACAAUGCCGUCUUAUUUAGACAAGACACAGAUAUGCUAUGAAAAUACAAUUGUGGGGUUUCUUGUAAUGCUGGAAACGUUUGAAUGUGAAUAACUAAUUAUCUGUGACAAUUACUAUAAUGUGUAACAUGUUGUAUAAAUGUAAUUGCUGUUUCUAGGUGAUACACUGUGCCUGAUAUUUUACUAUGUCAACAGUAUCAAACGUUUUGCUCAGCACGCAAACUACCGGUAUGCCUAAUUAUGUUUUUAAAAAAAUGGCAGGUGAUAAGUUCCCUAAUUAUUUUCAAUGUGGUUGAUUGUGAUACGUUGGAUUGACACACUACAGUGCAUUAUUACUUUUCCAAAUUUAAAUAAAAACGAAUAACAAA